Vespa mandarinia (Asian giant hornet) is the source of this 2903-nucleotide messenger RNA. RefSeq lists its product as uncharacterized. The record is from RefSeq and is a predicted model, not a curated record. NCBI's taxonomy places the organism in Eukaryota, Metazoa, Arthropoda, Insecta, Hymenoptera, Vespidae.
UUGAAUUUAGUCGUGUCUCUCGUACGUUUUUCUUAAUGUUCUUAGAAGAAAGACGCAAAACAAGAUGAUUAAGAUUUUCAUUUAAUUCGAUAAAUGAGAUAAUGAAAUAGUAAAUAUAUAUAUAUAUAUAUAUAUAUAAACGCGAUAAUAAUAUAUUAGAAAAUGGGAAAGUUAGGAAAGGAUAUCGCAUUGUUAAAUCGUAAUAAUAAAAAAAAAAUUGGUGAUUACAAGAAACAAGAGAUAAAGCCUAAAAGAAAGAAACGCAAGAAGGAUCUUGAAAAAUUGCAUCGAAAUGCUUUGGAAGCGUCAAAAGAUUCGUUAAUCGGGAUUUACAGAAACGGAGCAAAGGGCAAAGAAGUAAGAAAAGGAAAAUUAACUUCGAAUAAAUUUUAUAAAGCACGAGUACAAGGAGAGAUAGCGAAAUUUUUAGAUCAAGACUCAUCAGAAAGAUCCGAAGAUGUACUCGAACUUUCACCUAAUACCGUACGAGUCAAUUGUAAUAAAAAAGAUAGACUAUUCGAAAGGAUUGUCUCGUCGGACGAAGAAAUACAAUGUCAAAAAAGAAUUUCAAAGGGUCAGUUGAGAGAAAAUUCGAGAAAAUUUUCAUGGUCCGCGAUGUAUCGUUACGAAGAAUUAUGUGCGAUUAUUUGUUCGGAAAAUUUUGACGAUCAGAAUACGACGAUUCUUCCAGAUUUGCCAGAUCCAAUUCUAAAAGUUAAAGAAAAUCUUAAACAUAUGCACGCGGAUGCUAUGAGACAACAUUUUUCACGACCGGAUGUUAAUAUUAACGAUUAUUUCGAUGAUUUAAAAAAUGAAAAUACAUUUAAAUCCCCAAUAAAUGGAAACGAUAAUAAAAAUCUAUUAAAUAUACAAUCAGAAUCUUAUAUAUCUUCCGAUCAUUCGGAAUCAUUAACGGCCGACAUUGUUGAGGAUUCGCAUUUUGAAAUUUCGCCAAAAUUUCAUCGUGAAGUCGAUAAUAAAACGCAACUAAAUAAUAUUCUAUUUUCUGUACCGAAGAAAGUGUCUAAAGACGUUAAGAAGAUGAACGUUGAUCGUUCAUCUAAAUUCCAUUUACCAUCUGAAUUGUUUGAUCGACCUAUUUCUACGAUCACUUCUUCGACGGACGAUGAAAAUAAAAAAGAAAUUAAUUGUCAAAGAUGCGCGAAACGUAAUCUAAAUAAUGUCAAACGUAACGUAAAGUUUGAAGAUGAUGAUGAAUUUCUAAUUAAAAAUAAUCAAAAAUAUCAAAUAUAUCAACAUAGAGAAAGUAAUGAUAGAAAAGAUACACCAGAGUAUGAAGAAGAUGAUAAUUGUCUAUUUAUCAGCAAAUCUACUAAAGCAAAUAUACCGGUAGAUAAUUAUUGUAUAGAGAGACAAAAAUUCAUUGAAGAUUUUGUAAAAGAUCGUAGAAGAAGACAUAGGAUACGGGAAUCUAACAAUAUACACGAGGGAGAUAUAUGUACGAAUCUAAAUGAUCGUACGAUGGUAUGGAAAGCCACUAAAAAUUUGAAACACGUACCAGCAAUUCUUCGAAGAUCCGUUUGUGAUCCGACAAAUAUAACCGACCUUACUCAUCUUUUGAAUGGUAAAUGUAGCGGCGCAUAUUUUAAAGAACCAUCAAAAAGAAAUCUCGACUCUAAUCUCAAUAUUUGUUCGUCGUUAUCAUCGAACGAUAAUUCAAUAAUUAAAACUCAAUUUGCUAAAUCAAAUAAAUGUCUUGAUAAUCGACGUCAUACAAUGCCAUUAAAGGAACAAUCUUCAUCUACGGAUCAGACAGUAGACUUUUGUAUACCCAUUGAAAUGAAUAUUAAAAAAAAUAAGAACAAAGUGAAUCUAAAUAAAGAUCCAAUAAAAUCUCGCAAAACACAUAAAUCCGUGACAUUUUCAAAAGGUAUAUUACUUAAUGGCGAUGCAUCGAUGCAAUCGCAUUAUUCUCAAGAUCACGAUAAAACGCAACCUACGGGUGUUCAUCGAACAACGGACAUCAAUCAUUCUAAACAUUGUCAAAUUUUAAGACAGGAAAUACAGAAUGAUAAUCAAUCUUUAUUACUGAAGUCGACGAAACCUGAUCGAAUAUAUCAACCCGAAGUAACAUUUAUAAAUCCGUCACAAUGCGACAAAUAUAUUACGACACAAAAUUGUCAGGAUAACAAUGAGAGUAAACCCAUUUAUUUUCAAAUUAUAAAUCAAUCGAUGAAAUCCUCUACUGAACAAAAAUUAUUUAAUCAAGAUUUAAUAACAAAAUCUAAUAAUUUGACCGCGUAUGAACAAACGCUAUCUGGUCAAUCUAUGAUACAGCAAUCUGAUGUUCCUAUUACGUCGCAAAAUGUUCAAUUUAUGUUCCGUGAAAAUGAUCCACAUAUAUAUGCAUUUAGUGAGCUACAGAAUCUUAAAUUAUUAACAUUGAACGACUCACAAAACACAUAUGUCAGUUCCUUAAAUUCUGUACACGAACAAAAACGAGCUAAUGAGUGCGCAAUAAUUUCAAACACUGACCAACCAACGAAAUAUUUGGCCAUUGAAAAAGAUCUAAACACACAGAGAAUCCCUAUUUAUUUUCAUAAUAACGAUAAAUCUAUUAGUCAACAAUAUAUGCCUUGCAAAGUAAUUACGGCUGUAGAGAAGCAAAAUAAUGAUAAGCUCUUCUUUCACGAGCCUACCUCGCAGGUUAUACUUUUACAAGGAAAUCAUUUAAAUGAUAGAAAUCGUCAAUUCGUUGAUUAAAAUAAUAAACAUCUUAUCGAAAAUAUCGAGAGAUUAUUUAAAAGAUUAGUAAUGUAUAUAUUGAAAUAUUUGGAAUCUCGAUAAAUAUUAUUAAUUUUGUUCAAAAAAAAAAAAAUCAUUAAAAUGCAAAAAAGAAAAAAAUUUAGUUUAUAUUGUAAGAUGAGGUUAUUAUUCAAUAG